Messenger RNA from Cydia pomonella (codling moth), 1690 nucleotides. RefSeq lists its product as uncharacterized. Gene Ontology annotation, molecular function: cysteine-type endopeptidase activity. Lineage: Eukaryota; Metazoa; Arthropoda; Insecta; Lepidoptera; Tortricidae. Gene Ontology annotation, biological process: proteolysis. The transcript has 6 exons. Bases 74 to 1171 code for a protein of 365 amino acids. The record is from RefSeq and is a predicted model, not a curated record.
UGUCACUAAUGUCAUUUCAUCUGUUGAUAAAUUGGGUUUUGUUUUGAUUUCAUUGUAUUAAAUUUACGAAACUAUGUCGUUAUUACAGCAAAUUCCGUACAAGGAAUAUGCAAAAAUAAUCGAAGUACUAACACUAGAGCAGUGUGAAGUAAUAGCGACUUUAGCUAACGUAGAAGUAAGGUUUACGCAAUCAACUGCCCCUGGUGAGGUCAUAUUGAAAGCUUUAGACAGAAACGGCUGUUCCCUGCAAAAGUACAGACAACUCCUAACAACCGCACUCAACAGAAGAGUUAUCAAAACUUACUACAAACCGGAAGCUAAAGUUGCCGUUCUCAUAGCCAAUGACAAAUAUCAGCAUUUAUCCAAGUUAAUCACUCCAUCCAUAGAUUGUGACUCACUAGCCACUCAUUUUAAAGAUAUGGGUUUUAUUCUAGUAACUAUAAGAAAUACUGUUAGUAAAGAGUUGAAAGAUGUUCUGGCUCAACUAUUUGAUUUAAUACCAGAGAAUAGUUAUUGCUUUGUCUUUUAUGCCGGCCAUGGCUGUGAACUUUGCAACACAAAAUGCAUGCUUGGUGUGGACUGCCCUCCUGAAGAUAUCCAGUUGGGCCACUGUGUGACAGAGAACUUUGUGCUCCGAGAAGUCAACAAAUGUAAGCCGGAGCUGAGUAUCAUGAUCAUGGAUAUGUGCAGGCUUAGUUUAAAUAGGAAUGCAAACCCUGAAAUCUUUACUGCCAUAUCAGAUGUUGAAGAAUAUACCAUCCAUAAGAAUUCGCUUGUCGCCUACUCCACUCAAUCAGCUCAUUCAGCAUAUGAAGUUUUACAGAUAGAAUGCUCCCAAAGCUUAGACAAUGUUACAUAUGAAUUGAAACCAGGUGACACAGAGAAAAUAGUGCCACAAGGUAGCCAGUAUGUUAAUGCAUUGUGUGACAGACUAGCAGAUGGUUUGGAUGUUAGUGCCUUGUUGGAUAAAGUUCACGAAGAUGUAGAGACGUCUAUGAAGAAACAAAGACCUAUUAAACUUCAAUGUGGAGUUGUAAAAAGGUCAUUAUAUGACCAUACUUUAGGUGAUAAUGCAGAAUUAAUUAAUAAACUUCAAGAUCUUUGCAAAGUUUAUGAAGAACAUUGUACACUCUGUUAUGAAGAAAAAUACUAUGCAUCAAAGUGGUCCUAAAACCAAUGGAGUUGAGAAUUAGGUCAUUAGAUAGGUAUUUCAAUAUACUUCAUUUUGUUCUAUAGGCACAAUUCCAUUGCAGAAUGGAGAUAUUUGUAUUUUAGUCAAAAUGUCAUCACCAUUAUUAUCUAUUUUACCUAGGUAAUAGAUUCCACCGCUGGGCGAGCGCUGGUGAUGGGAUCCCACAUGGUGCCCAUAGAACAAAAUGCAGUACAUAGAAAUACCUAUCUAAUGACCUAACUCUUAUUUCUGUUGGUUUUUGGUACAGGCUCCAUACAAAGUUGCCCAUGGUCCUUUAAAUAUUGGAUUCUGAUGUAUGCAGCAAUAAAACAAAAAUUAUAUGAGGAUAUUCUCAAGAAGUGCUUGUGGAUUUGAAGUUUGAGUCUUAGUAUAAGAUGAGGAGAAAUGCAUAUAAAUGGCAGUAAGAGAAAACAAUCAUAAGUUUAACUAUAAAUCAUAAUAAUAAAAAAAAACGCCAAGUGCCUUAAGAUGAUUUAAAUAAACUGGUGUAAUAAACUU